Messenger RNA from Dromiciops gliroides (monito del monte), 4360 nucleotides. It is a transcript of the gene CX3CL1, whose product is annotated as C-X3-C motif chemokine ligand 1. Lineage: Eukaryota; Metazoa; Chordata; Mammalia; Microbiotheria; Microbiotheriidae. The record is from RefSeq and is a predicted model, not a curated record. Gene Ontology annotation, biological process: cellular response to type II interferon; positive regulation of GTPase activity; cellular response to tumor necrosis factor. Gene Ontology annotation, cellular component: extracellular region. The transcript has 3 exons. Bases 500 to 1756 code for a protein of 418 amino acids. Gene Ontology annotation, molecular function: CCR chemokine receptor binding; chemokine activity.
GAAAAUUAUGAGAAGGAAGGAGCACGUGGUUGGAAUUCACUGUUUAUUUAAGGAACCAAUGGGCUGGGAGGGGUGAGCGGGAGGGGGAAAGCAGUGGGCUGGGAAUGAUCCCAGGUUUCACCUUCGGCUCCCUCCCUCCUCUGAUGCUGCGGAAGCUGAGCUCAAAGCUCUCUUUCCCCGAGUGUUACUUGGCAACAUUCUGAUAAAUCUGUGGCAAGAGGGGCGCUCCAUUUCCCUUCCUUUCUCCUCCCACCAAGCUGCGGGGUGAGGAGGGAGAGAAAGAGGGGGAGAGAGACAGACUCCAGUGACAGCUAUAGCAAAAGUCGGAGGUAGCUGGGGAGCCGGAGAUUCGCGGCAGUCGCUGCGCCAGAGGCCCGGGGGCGGCACUUACAAGCUCCUGGAGAGGAGAAGGCGGACGUAGUCGGACGGACGUGGUCGUUGGAGCCUCGCUGCUUGCUCGUCGACCCCGCCAGCCUCUGCGCCCGUGGUGCUGGGUACCAUGGGGUCCAGUCUCCCCGCGAAGCUGCUCUGCCUGAUCGUGUUAGGACACCUGGUGUCCCUCCUGGCAGGACAACAUUUUAGCAUCAAUAAAUGUACCCACGACUGCUCCUCAUUGAACAGAAAUACACCCCGGAUACCAUAUAGUCUCUUAAAGAACUACACUACAACAUCACGGUCCUGCCGAAUACAAGCAGUCGUAUUCACUACUAAAAAGAACAAAACCUUAUGUGCUAAUCCAAAUGAAAAGUGGGUACAAGACGCAAUACAGUUUCUGAACAAUGUUUCUGCUGCUGCCGCUGCUGCUGCUCAAAAACAAACCCAAGGAACAGGGAAUGGCGGCACAUUUGAAAAACUAACAGGAGAGAAUGGGCCUCCAACCACUCAAGUCCAUGGUGGAGGGACCACUGUUCCAGCUAUCCUGGUUCCAGAAGCCACCAGUGCCCCAGUCCCAACAACCCUCAGUCCUAGCCCAAGCCCAACUCCAGCCUUCCCAGAGGAAGAGAUGGUCUUGGAGACCUCCCCAGGGCGGCCAGCCAACGUGGCUAGUCCAACAGUGUCCUUCCCUGACCCUCUUCUAGUGGGAUCCACUGCAUCCGUGGUAGGGGGCGAUAGUCUAGAUCCUCUGCUGGCCUUCCAGGGGACCAAGACUUCCAAUGUGGAGGUUGUGUCUGCAACGAUGACUCCAACUCUUGAGAGUUCUGAUUCAGUCUCCUUGGCUAAGGGGAAGAUAUCUGAGGAGACUCCUGCUAUUUCUCACCCCAGGGAGGAGGGUUCAGGAAGGCUCAAGGACCCCCCUGAGCCAGUGGAGGAAAGGGAUUUUGGGACUGAAAAUCCCAUUAUUAGUGAGGAGAUGAGCACUGUUUUCACUCUCACAAACCCUUUCUCCAACUUGGCUAUAGACAAUGCAGAACACCAUUCCCCUGCCUCUAUCCCUGCCUCAGAAAGCCCCGGAUCAGAGGUGGUUGGGAGAACCAAUCUACCUUCCAAAAUUGAAGAGCUUCCCCAUGCCACAGCUGAUCCCCAAAGGCUAGAAGUUGCCAUCACAGCCAUCCCGGACUCUCCACAGGCAGCGACCCGAAGGCAGGCUUUUGGCCUACUGGCCUUCCUGGGUUUCCUCUUUUGCUUAGGUGUGGCCAUGUUUGCCUAUCAGAGCCUCCAGAGCUGCCCUCGUAGGAUGGCGGGAGAAGUGGUCGAGGGGCUCCGUUAUAUACCCAGGAGCUGUGGGAGUAACUCUUAUGUCCUGGUCCCCGUGUGAACCUGCGUCCCUAUGUGAGCCUUCUCUGUCUGUGUCCAGACACCAAUCUUUGACUGAGUCAGCCACCCCAUUGCUGCUCUGGCCCUUGCUGGGGGUGCCAAUCGCCCUGCCCCAAACCUGAAGCAAGAGCCUGGGCUACCCUGGAAACCACCAAAGGGAAUUAGGGUGGGGGACACUCCCAGUUCCUAGUUCCACUGUAGGAGGCAUGUCCCUGCCCUGGAAGUUGUCCCCAAGCUGGAAAAUCCCUCAUGUGCCGCUGGUCGGUCAGAGGUUCCCCUUGUACCAGAUUCUCUUCUCUGAUGAAUAACUAUUCAUUGAAUGCCUCCCUCCCUCUCCCCAUCCACUUCUGUACCACACAUGGGUCCAGCUCUGGACCCUUGGGUUGGCUGAUUUGCUCUCAGAUUUUAUCAUUUCUCUGUAUUCCCUUGGCUAUCUGUAUCCCAUGUUGCCUACCCCACCUCCCUGGCUAGCUGAGGUGCUAUUCGACUCAGUCACCUGUACAGAAACCAAAUGCCCUAGCCGGGUUCUCAUUGUUUGCAUGAGGCAAAUGUGGUAUUUCCUGAGGGUGGAUCAGCCCCCCUCAAAGCCAGUGGGACAGUUGGAAAGGAAAGGAAGGAAGAUUUUUGUUGAGUCGGGGAUUUUUGUUGUUGUCUUGGUGGGGAGGGGAGGGGAGGGUGUGUUGUUGUUGUUGUUGAUUUGAUUUGAUUUACUUUGCUUCUCUGACAAAUUUGGUCACUGCUGUUGAAAUCUCUGCUGGGGGAUCCCAGCCCUAGGGGCUGGCUCUUCUCCCUACUGAAAGAGGAAUUUGGUCAUGACUAAAGAAUGGGAUAGAGAUGAACAGAUGUUUCAGCAACCCAUGUCCUUGUUCCUCGAUUUGAAAGGGCCUCUAUAUAUUGUGGAAAUGGCCCAGUGGUCAGAGUGCAGGACACCCACUUCCCUGGCCUAUCCAAUGGCUCCCAGAAGCCUUUCCCCUCCUCCUCAUACCCCAGCAUUUGCAAUCCCCCUGCAUGAGGAGGGUAGAGAAAUUUACAGGUCUGGUGUUUGCCACUUGGUCACCAGCUGGGAGGUGUCAUGUCCUGGGGAAGGAGAAAGAAGUGAGGGGAAGGAACCCCACCAACUUUCAGUGCUGCUAGACCCGGACAGGUAUAGCUUAAGUACACACCACCUAACUAACCCAGAGAAUUGUAGGUCUAGCUUAAAGCCACAGUUCAUUAGUGCUUCACCCCAGCUCGUUGGUAAAAGAUAGCUGACCAAUGACCUAAUGGAAGUGAUGAAAAGGGGUGUCAAGGAUCAGCAUUUUUUUGUUUGUUUGUUUUUGUUUUUUUUAGUGAGGCAAUUGGGGUUAAGUGACUUGCCCAGGGUCACACAGCUAGUAAGUGUUAAGUGUCUGAGGCCAGAUUUGAACUCAGGUCCUCCUGACUCCAGGGCCAGCGCUCUAUCCAUUGUGCCAUCUAGCUGCCCCCAAGGAUCAGCAUUUUUAAUUUCUCUCAAGUCCAGAGUGACUCCACCUAACUCCCCUCCCUGAUCAUCCUUGUGCCCUAAAAUCCCUAAUCCUUCUCCCAAGGUUGUUGGAAGAACCAAAAGGAUGUCAUUUUAUAGUUAGACAAAGGUCUGGACUAACUGGGUGGUUUUGUUUUUGUUUUUUCCCUGAACGUACCUUGCCCAGGUAGGGAGAUACAGACAGAUUCAGGGGAAGCCAUAGGCAGGAGGCCAACUUUCCAAGACAAUAGCUGAGUGAUGUCUAAAUUUACACACACACACACACACACACACACACACACACACACACACACACACACAUGUAUAUAAAUGUAAUAUAUAAUAUAAACAUUUUUUAAGGUGAUCCUGUUCUGGUCAACUUGUACCUUCUGAAAGGCGGGGAAUAGACCCAUGGCCCUCUUUCACAGCAGUCCCUGAUCGAUAUCAGCUCCAUUGAAUCUCUUUGCCUGCAGCUCUUACCCUGUGUUUGCCCUCAAAGAAGGCCCUUGGUCCUCCCCUACUUGGGCUUCAGAGGCUGUCAUUUUACCCUAAGGAUGGAGGCAAAGCUCCCCUACAUGGAACACAAUUUGAUUCUCAGAAGAUGAAGCAUGCAAUUCUUAACAUUGAUUAGGAGUGGUCCCCAUAGUUCUGGGGCCCCUGACCAACCCUAGCUGAUCUGCCUGGUCUUAGCCUCAUGAAAGAAAGUUUUCCAUGGAAAAGCAAGUAGAGAAGAUGGUGGACUUGUUGGGGGGGGCGGUGAAAAAGGAGGAUUAGAAGCCAUUUUGAAUGAAUUUCCUACAGAUUCUCUGGAAGCAGCUGAACUUUUUCUGGGAAGAAUGCUGAGACCUGGAAAGUGAGUUCUGCCCUCUAAGAGAGUUGGGGGGGGGGUGGUGAGUUGGGAGUAGUAGAAGGAGAUUCUAAGGGCAGCUAAUCCCCACCCUGGGGACCGUCCAUACACAACUACCCCUGACCAACAGCCAGUGGAUAAAGAUGCUGUCCAUUCAAGAGGGACGAGGCACUUGCCAGGCAUUGGCCCCUCUCCUCUCCUCAUCACUCAUUGCCAGUGUCUGUAACAUUUUGUAUUUUUAGUAAGAAAAAGAAGCAUUAAAAGUCCUGUGAAACACA